AUGGCAUCUGAAGACGCUUUAUUGGAAGAGGACAUUUGGGAGUACAAAUCCAUUAGGAAGCGACAACAUCAGAGUAAUUCACAGAGCUCCUCUACUCCUGGGCAGGAAGUAAGUGAUGGCAAGGGCAGACCAAAAAGAAAGAGAAAUAGGAAAAAGAAUUCCACAGAAAAAACUGAUACAUUUCAGAAAACCAAGCAGAGUUCACAGCCAGGUCAGGGUGUGGAUCAAUGUGAAGAAGACAGCAGCGUCCCCUCCCAGGAAAGCGUGAGUAGCCUGGCAGAACAGAGCUCACAGAAUGCAAAGCCUGUUCAUGAUGGAUUCUGUCCCAGCUGCCAGAUGCCUUUCUCUUUGCUAUUGGUCCAAACACCUCAGUGGCACGUCUAUGAAUGUUUGGAAACUCCAGGAACCAUUGAAAAAGAGUGUCCUGAUGGUUUGCUGUGCACCUCCACCAUUCCAUCUCACUACAAGCGUUACAGCCAUUUUCUACUUGCAGCAAACAGGGCAGGGGAGUAUCUUUUAAACCCUUUGGGACCCACUGUGGAGAUGAAGAUGAUGUGUUCUACUGCUGUAAAGUCCAGCUGUUCCCCAAGUUAUGCAGAGGAAACAUCAUGGAAUGAGAAACCCUCUACUGAAAUAAAGCACGUCCCAAAUGAUGACUGUGCAGCAGUGGUACGGAAUUCACCGCAAAUGAAAUCUUUAAAUAUAAUUAGUGGAAGUCCUUCCUUUUUUGCAGGUGUUGAAAAACCUCAGCAGACUUACCAGCUCCCCCAGGCAGCAGAUAAUCGUUGUAAAUUUGAAUUUUUUGAUUUUGCAUCCUCUCAAGAAAGUGAAACAGGAAAAGAUGUGUGUAUUGAGAAAGAUACAAGUCAGCCAAGUCUGCUACAGUCAGGAGUGGACUUCAAUGACUGUGAAAUUUCUUACUCUCCAUUAAGUACAUUUGAGGAAAGUGAAGAUGAAGAGGAGGAGAAAGUAAAAGUAUUACAGAAUAAAUUAUUUGAAGUGCAGAACUCAGAAGAAGACUCUAAUUCUGUGGUGCUUAAAACAUUUGAUGGGCUUCUCUUACAGAGGAAGCCUCAGUAUGAGUAUACGAAAAUGGAAAAUUUCAUAACUGAAAAAACCUUCUCUGAGGAAGAAAAUACACUGAACCAUCUAGAUCCUCAGCAAGGGGUGGUAGCCAGUAGAUCCUCUUUUGCUUCUAGUUACAAGGAGGCUGAACAACCAGAACUUAUUUCCUUGGCUGCCAAAGCAGGAACCACUGAGUCAGAAGAUGCUGGUGCUUGUGCUCUGGAUUCUGCAUAUGUCAGUUUUACUGAGCCAUCACUGCUAGACAGAGAACAUGCUGGCUCUCUUCUGACACAGAAGAGUAAUGUUUUGAGGGAGCCAAGUAACAUUUUAACUCGUACAGAUAAAACGACUGCCAGUGCAAUUGAAAAAAGAGCUUGCCAGGAGAGUCUGCAGACAGCAGUGGAGAAAAAAGGAAAUCUUAGUACAGCUGCUGCGUGCUUUCCCAGCCCCAUCUCUUCUAAAUCAGUGCCAUCUCUUUCAUCAGCAGCUAUGAACACUAAAUCUAGUCCUGCCAAAGAACUUAAGCAAAUGGACAUUGGUGUUUUCUUUGGGUUAAAACCCAAAGCAAAGGAGGAAUGCAAAGGAGAGGCAUGUUUGAAUGAGAAAAAGCACAUACCAGCUUCAGUAUCUCCUAAUGCAAAGAGGCCCAGACUGCAAAAAAGGAAGGCUGAGGGGUCUGUGGAAGAUGUGGAAGCAGUUACGAAAAGUUCAAGUAAAGAUGAAGCCAUUGCAGAUGUACCUUCUGGUGGCCAACGAAGGUGGAGAAAAAAAUUUAAAGUAUUACCUACGACAGGUGAAGAACCAAGAAAAAAGCACUGCCCAUUCUACAAGAAAAUACCAGGAACUGGUUUUACAGUUGAUGCCUUCCAGUAUGGAGAAAUUGAAGGCUGCACAGCUUAUUUCCUUAGUCAUUUUCACUCUGACCACUACUGUGGACUAACAAAAAACUUCAGGUUUCCUAUCUACUGUAAUAAGAUAACUGGCAAUCUGGUAAAGAGCAAACUCCGAGUCCAGGAGCAGUUUGUCCACGUGCUGCCAAUGGACACUCAAUGUGUGGUCAAUGGGAUCAAAGUGCUGUUGCUUGAUGCCAAUCAUUGUCCAGGUGCAACAAUGAUCCUUUUCUACCUGCCAAGUGGGGCUGUUAUUCUGCACACAGGGGACUUCAGAGCAGACCCUUCCAUGGAACGCUACCCUGCUCUGAUGGGCCAGCAAAUCCACACCCUUUACCUUGAUACCACAUACUGUAGCCCUGAGUACACUUUUCCUUCACAACAAGAGGUUAUCCAGUUUGCUGUCAACAUUGCCUUUGAGACAGUGACUCUAAAUCCACGAACUCUAGUUGUCUGUGGCACUUACUCCAUUGGAAAGGAAAAAGUUUUCUUAGCAAUUGCUGAAGUUCUGGGCUCCAAAGCAAGUGUGUCCCGUGACAAGUACAAAACCCUGCAGUGCUUGGAGUCAGCAGCUGUUAAUUCCCUCAUCAGUGUGGAUUGGAAGGGUACUUUGCUUCAUGUUCUUCCCAUGAUGCAGAUAAAUUUUAAGGGCUUGCAAGAUCACUUGAAUAAGUUUUCUGAGAAUUUUGAUCAAAUUCUGGCUUUCAGACCUACGGGGUGGACCUACUCUGAUUCAUGCCUUUCUCUGGAGGAUAUCAAACCUCAGACAAGAGGAAAAAUCACUAUAUAUGGAAUUCCUUACAGUGAACACAGCAGCUACCUGGAAAUGAAGCGUUUUGUUCAGUGGUUGAAGCCACAGAAAAUCAUCCCCACUGUAAAUGUUGGUGACUGGAGAGACAGAAGCUUGAUGGAAAUGCAUUUUAGAGACUGGAUGACUGAGGGCAAUAGACAUAAAUAA
Messenger RNA from Cinclus cinclus, 2913 nucleotides. It is a transcript of the gene DCLRE1A, whose product is annotated as DNA cross-link repair 1A. The record is from RefSeq and is a predicted model, not a curated record. NCBI's taxonomy places the organism in Eukaryota, Metazoa, Chordata, Aves, Passeriformes, Cinclidae. The coding region runs from base 1 to 2913 and encodes 970 amino acids. Gene Ontology annotation, biological process: protection from non-homologous end joining at telomere; double-strand break repair via nonhomologous end joining; interstrand cross-link repair. The transcript is spliced from 9 exons. Gene Ontology annotation, molecular function: damaged DNA binding; 5'-3' DNA exonuclease activity.